Messenger RNA from Cryptotermes secundus, 2198 nucleotides. Its product is annotated as 39S ribosomal protein L46, mitochondrial. Gene Ontology annotation, molecular function: structural constituent of ribosome. Gene Ontology annotation, cellular component: mitochondrial large ribosomal subunit. The record is from RefSeq and is a predicted model, not a curated record. The coding region runs from base 122 to 838 and encodes 238 amino acids. NCBI's taxonomy places the organism in Eukaryota, Metazoa, Arthropoda, Insecta, Blattodea, Kalotermitidae. The transcript has a single exon.
UCAAACCGAAACAUAUAAGGCAGAAAUAUUAAUAAAAAGUGACCUACAAAUUGUUACACUCGACGGACUUUCGAUUAACUUUGUGACAUCAGCUCAAGUUAGUCGCACAAAGUGGGACCUUAUGAGUGCCGUUUGUUUGGAAAGGAAGCCGGUGUUAUCCGGGGAGUUAAAUGAAAUUGAACGAAAGUUUUCAAGAAUGCUUGCAGACAUUGAGUUAGAGAACAGCCAUAAAAGUGAUCAUGAAGUGAGGUACGAAACAGAAACUUUGCAGGCUGAGCUUUUAAAGAGCAAGUCAUUGGACCUGGAUAUAGAGCAGACACUUCAGCAAACUGCACAGGACUUUGAGGAUGCCGCAGUAGAUGAAUACAACAAAUUUGUAUUUGAAUCUAGGAUAACAGAAGCAGAUAAAGCAAAUGAUUUGCAGAACCUUGAAAGGAAAUUAGACAGACAUUUGUUACUUCUAGUUCAACAAAAACAAUGGGACCAGAAAAUUUGGGCCUUGCCUCAAGGAUUGCAAAAGGAUGGAGAAACUAUGCUACAGACAGCAGAAAGAGUACUGAGAGAAAAGUGUGGGGAUGAUUUAACAGUACAGUUUUAUGGGAAUGCUCCUUGUGGUGUUUAUAAGUAUAAGUAUCCAAAAAUGUUUGUAAGCCGUGAAGAAGAAGGUCCAGUUGGUGCUAAAGUGUUUUUCUUUAAGGCACAGUACAUUGCAGGAUAUGUGGAUCAUAAUAAACUGAAACUUCAGGAAUUCAAAUGGUUAGGAAGAGAGGAACUAAUGUCUAGUUUAUCCCAAGAAUAUUACAGAAACAUUAGUCAGUUUCUUAUCGAUGAAGAGUGAAAUUCUUUAAUGUAUUUUAAAUACGUUCAGUGUUUGUGUUAGUAGUGUUUGAUAUUUUGGGUGCCAGCAGGUUUUACAAGUUGUAGUUGAAAGUACAGUAUUUCUAAUAUUCCAGUGGGAACAAACCUGCCUUGAAUACCUGUCAUUUAUAUAACAUGUUUGUACUUACAUAAAGGUUCUAAAAUUGCUGGUUGCUAAGUUGCUGUGAUGUAUAGAAAUUAAUUUGUAGUGUGAGUUUUUCAGUAUAUGUUACAAAUAUGUGAAGUAUUUCAUUUGGCAAAACAUAAAUUGAUUUGCUUUGCACUAGCUUUGUUUACAUAUGGAGCAGUUCAUUGAAGAGACAGCCAUUUUAACACUACCAUGUGUUAUAAAAUAUCAGCUUCAUUAGUGUCAUCACUCAGGAAAGCAGUGCAUUGUAGUACACACAUUGAAUGAGGAUCUAUGCCCAUUUGAAAGUGUUGUCCUUAAAAGCAUUAUACAUAUUGUGAUUUUAAGCAGCUUGUGAAUUUAAUUAGCAUCCUCAGGUGUUCUGAAUGAACAAUGUGUGAGAGGCAAGAGCAAAUUAAUAUCACUUUCUAACUUUGAUAAUCACAUCUUUAUGGGCCUUAUGAAUUUGGAGGUUUGUGUUGGUGUCUGUAGAUUGUACUGACAAAACCACAAAUUCCGUAAGGAAAUCUGAAAGACCAGACAUGUUUUCAGAAAAACGCAUAUUAUUCUGGCAUUAAAAUUUUCAACAAUCUACCAUCUAGUCUCAAAAAUCUAAUGAAUGAAAAGGUGCGAUUUAAAUUAGCAGUGAAACAAUACUUAAAUACACACUCAUUCUACUCUGUUGAUGCAUUCCUACUGUCUAAAAACGACUUGUCCUUUUAAAAUGUUAUGUACAUAGCAUAAGUUGACAGUAUUGACUUAUAUAUGUGGAUGUACUUUUUUUCUGUUGUAUCUCAGUUGGACAGUAUUUAUGGCUUUUGUAUUUGUAUGACUUGUUCCACAUCCUACAGUCAUUCUGACUUACUUUGGAUCCGUGGAAUGUAAUGUAUUUAUGUACGUAUAUAAAAGGGAUGGACCAAAGGCACCAACCACUGUUCAUGUACCUUCAGGGAUAACAUAUGACCAAAACGAGAAAACCAGAAUGAUUGCAUAUUGUUUAGAAAACCAGUUCACAUCUCAUGACCUGUGUGACGGAAACCAUGAAUGACAGGUGGAGACUACAGUCCAAGCUCUGCUUGCCUCUGUAGAUGACACCCUGUUUGGAAAAGUAACACCUUGUGGUAUAUAUAAAUUUGUAAAUUCAUUGGAAUUAUGAUAGGCUUGUGGAUUUGAUGGUUUUCCAAAUAAAUGUCUUCGGCAUCUUUCAAGAAGA